AUGACUGAAGAUGUGGUGGGUGCAGUAGGGGGCACUGAUGAUGUUCAACGAUCAAUUGAACUACUAGAUCGAGUGUUGUCUGAAUUUGAUGACGUGGAAAAUGCUAAUCAAGUCCAAAAUAUUCAAAUUAGUACGUCCACGUCUACACCGCAGCUGCAGCUUCGCAACAACGAACCGACGAAUAUCAACAACAGCAACAACACGUCGACGACGACCGUGGGGAGUGCCACAAGGGUCAAUUCGACGCCCGAGGACGAGAGUCCAUCGCUGGGACACCAAUCAGAGGACGACGGCUACAUGAGCAUGAACGGACGAAAGGCUAAAUUUAAUUUAGGGUUUAAAGCUUUAGCCGAAAUACCGGUGCAUCUGGAAGCAAUACAGGUUCAAAAUGUUGAGAACGAAGACGAUUUUCCUCCUCCUCCAGAGGAAGCUCAAAGACUUAUUGCAACUCUCCUUCCGAAAGUAUCUCCAUCCCAUAGACCUAAGUUGACCAAUAAUAGAAGUAGAGGCUUUCAAAUACCACCUCUACCGUUAAGAAUGGACACGAUCCCUCCGCCUCAAAAGUUUCAGAACAUCACCGAAUACAAUCCGAUCAUCAAUGGUAUCCCGGAUCCCAUACAUACUGCCACCCAAACCACAUUUCCAAAAACUAAACAUCAACGUCCGUAUGGUUGGGAAAAUAACGAUUUUGCUUUGCAACCCCCACCCCCACCUCCAGGGUAUCGCUACGGGAGUUUGCCUUUUCACCAUGGAGUCUAUCCCUUGACUUCUCCAACAAGGAUUCCUCAAAGAAUAUCACCAUCACAGAGACUUUCCAUGGAAAGACGUAGAGAGGCAAAACGAAGCGCUAGUGAAGAUUUAUCCAGCGAUAUGGAAGACAAUGUUUUAAGACCGCUAAGCGAACUAGCUGACGAUGAACACUUCUCGGAUGAUUCCCUGGAAGAAAUUCUGCCUCCACCCCCGCAAACCCCCAAUAAAAGAGCCAGCAUCGCCUGGGAGGUGCCUCUGGAUGAUGAGGAAACACUGCUCAGACCUGGGAGUACUAAAGUUAUAGGCAGACGCAGAAGGAAAUCGGGAUCUUGCUCCAGCACUAGUUCCAUCCCGAACCGCUUGAAGGAGCUGGAUGAUUGGCCAGAUCCGCCUCCAUGCACCACGGAAGACGAGAUAACGUCUCCUUUCUCUGACUCCGAUGAUCACAUCGUUUUACCCGCUGAGUUGGGCACUUCUAACUUGAGUGGUAAUAGUACUUACGUGGUCAGAAAGGGUAAAAAUAAUCGUCGAUCUUUGGCUACCAUGGGAGGUUCCGCCACUUCGAACUCUUCUAUUAAUUCUAGAUUGAGUUCGGAGUUCAGCAUACCAGCCUCGAGAUACAGUACCGAUCUAAACUCUAGAUUGAGUAGGGAGUUAAACACUCCCAACUCGAGGUACAGCGUGGAUAUGGGUACUCAUUCAAGGUUGAGUCAAGAGUUGAACUCGCCGAAAUCCAGAUUCAGUCUGGACUUAAACAACCAACGCCAUAGUCAAGAGUUGAGCAGCUCCCCUUCAAGACAAAGUAUAGACUUUUCGAGCUCCAGAAGCAGUACCCCACACAGCAAGCACGAAAUGAAGAAACACAGUACCACCUUCGACAACAUCAAAUCCCUAAUAAGAGAAGGAAAAAUCGAGUUUACAUCGCCGACUGAUGAGGCUACAAUAGAGCUUUCCCCACAGAUAAAUCCCAUCGUUAGGGUUGUAAGUCUUCCUUCACUUAACGCGGAAGAUUUCAACACCCCUUCCCGUCAACUUGACACCACCGUGGAAGAAGAGGAGGACACGGAAACUUCGCAACAGAGCGCUGAGAUUUCCCCGCUACGUAAAAUCGAGCAGAACAUCACGGAACUCUUGGAAAGAAGAGAUAUCGAGAUCGUUGAAGACGAAAAGCGCAUUUUGAAUGGAGUGGAAAAUUUGACUAAAGAUAGAAAGGGCAAAAGAAAGGCGCCAAAUAAACCCGUUAGGGAGUCCAAACACAGAAAUGAGUUGCAGAAAAGUAGUAGUCACAAUGAGAUACAGAAAUCCGAGGAGUACUAUAGACAGUUGCUUAUUGAAGGCAGCAAAGACUACCUACCGAAGCGCAACGGGAUACAGAAGUCUGAGAGCGCCAAGGAGAUGUUGAUCGCUCAUAGAGACAAUCGUCCGCUGACCACUUCGACGUCGGCCGAUUUUCCGGUGAGAGUGGAAAUUUUGCAGCACGAGUUCCCGCCUCUGCCUCCUUCGCCAGUCGAAGAGGACGAUGACGAGUAUUCGGAAAUACUCGCGCCCGGUCAAAAGAUCCAUACGGAAAGUUUGCCGAAAAAUCACGAACCACCGACAGUUCCUCCGCAUAGAGAGCCGAGCUCCAACAGCCUGAAGACGCGUUCGAUGGACGUAAACUACAAUCGCGGUAGGCGCACCUACUACAACAGCUCCAAUCGGAACGUGGCGAAUGAGAGGCGGACGCUGCCGAGCGAACCGCUCGACAAACGUCGGCCCUACCAGAAGAGGGCGUCGCAUUCGCCCCAGGAGGAGCUGCAUCUGCAGACUUCGUGCAGCUUGCCCGAAACCCCAAUUUUUGCCAGAGGUUGUGACAUUCCUAGAACUCCGCACCGACGUGCCCCAGAAAUACCGGGAAGUCAAACGGCCCCAAGACAAAGUAACACCAUGGGCAGUUUAAACACAAUUGGAAAUUUGUCGACUGGCGGUUACAGGAGAGGAAAGUCCAACUCUGGAUUGGAACAAGCGAUUGUCGGAGCUGAACUACUGAGACUUGCUGGUGGACCGGGUAGGGGUUGGUACCCGAAACAGAGGACAAGGAGGCCGGUUUCGAUAGAGCAUCUGGACAGAUUGGCUCCCGGUCAGAAUCCUUGGGAGUCCAGCAGGAAACCUUUGACUUUACCGCCGAAUUUAACCCCCAAAUUUUUUCAUCGAUCUCCAAGAGAUGCGCUACGUAGAGUGACUAGCUUGUUGAUCAGAAAAGGAAAUAAUGGUAAAGAAUCUAAAAAGGAAAAAGAUUUGGUGUCACCCACAAUACAUGAAAAUGCGAAUGCAUAUGUCAAAAGUAAUUUUUGCGGAUGCGGAAGUGCUGCGGAAGUGAUAAUAAAAAUAACAUUGUUUACCACGCUUUUUGAUAUAAAAAAUGCAGAUGUGAGAGUGUGCAGAACUUCCGCAGCUGUUAAGCGAAAUAAACAUUGCAAAGUAGGGUCGCAAAAUUUCAACAAACCUGAUACACAUCGGGCUGUAAAUGAACAAUUUUCGCCAUAUAUAAUUACAGGCAUCUAG
Brassicogethes aeneus is the source of this 3294-nucleotide messenger RNA. The record is from the annotation of a GenBank genome assembly. NCBI's taxonomy places the organism in Eukaryota, Metazoa, Arthropoda, Insecta, Coleoptera, Nitidulidae.